AUGGCAGGCGACUUCCCAAUCCAACAAGAAAAUGUGGAAAUUCAGGUGAAUCAACCAGAAACAAUGGAUCAGGGAAAGAUCCAGAAGCCACAAGAGAGUGUGGGAAAGGUGAAAGUGAUCAACACUUGUAAUGUGAAGCCUAGGAAGGCACUGGGGAGGAAAGAAUGUCAACUUGUCACGUUUGAUCUCCCGUACUUGGCUUUUUACUACAACCAAAAACUGAUGGUCUAUAAAGGGUCCGACCCGUUUGAGAAAUCCGUGGAAGAAUUGAAAGCCAGCCUCAGCAUUGUGCUGGAGGAUUUCUACCAGUUGGCCGGAAAGCUGGGGAAGGAUGAAGAAGGAGUGUUCAGGGUGGAUUACGAUGAUGACAUGGACGGCGCGGAGGUGGUGGUGGCAGCGGCGGAGGAGAUUUCUGUGGCGGAUUUGACUGAUGAAGAAGGAUCCGCCAAGUUUAAGGAGCUCAUUCCUUACAACAAUGUCCUUAACUUGGAAGGACUCCAUCGUCCUCUUCUGUCUGUCCAGUUGACUAAGCUCAAGGAUGGACUAUCGAUCGGUUGUGCGUUCAAUCAUGCCGUUCUGGAUGGUACCUCCACGUGGCAUUUCAUGAGCUCGUGGGCCCAGAUAAGCAGCGGGUCCACCUCCAUCUCCGUUCCACCGUUCCUCGACCGAACCAAAUCCCGUAACACAAGAGUCAAGCUCAACCUCAGCAAGCCAUCCGACGCCCCAGAGCAUGCCAAGUCAGCAGAAACCAACGGCGAUGCCCAUUGCAAGGAGGCCCCACAGCUCAGGGAGAAAGUCUUCAGGUUCUCCGAGGCAGCUAUUGACCAGAUUAAGUCCAAAGUCAAUGCCAAUCCACCUGAGGGGUCAAACCCGUUCUCUACAUUCCAGUCUCUCUCCACACACGUGUGGCACGCAGUCACACGUGCCCGCCAACUCAAGCCGGAGGAUUACACCGUCUUCACCGUCUUCGCCGACUGCCGGAAGAGGGUCGACCCACCCAUGCCCGAUAGCUACUUCGGAAACCUCAUCCAGGCCAUUUUCACCGUGACUGCAGCCGGGUUGUUGCUGGCAAACCCGCCUGAAUUCGGGGCGGAUUUGAUCCAGAAAGCCAUCGUGAACCAUAACUCCAAGGCCAUUGACGAACGUAACAAGGAGUGGGAGAGCAACCCAAAGAUAUUUGAGUUCAAAGAUGCUGGGAUCAACUGCGUGGCGGUUGGAAGCUCGCCCCGCUUCAAGGUUUAUGAUGUGGAUUUCGGGUUCGGGAAGCCCGAAGUUGUGAGGAGCGGGCCGAACAACAGGUUUGAUGGAAUGGUUUAUCUGUAUCAAGGGAAGAACGGAGGAAGGAGCAUUGAUGUGGAGAUCACUUUGGAGGCCAAUGCCAUGGAGAAGUUGGAGAAGGACAAGGAGUUCCUCAUUGAGGCCUAA
This is a messenger RNA of Oldenlandia corymbosa var. corymbosa, 1425 nucleotides long. NCBI's taxonomy places the organism in Eukaryota, Viridiplantae, Streptophyta, Magnoliopsida, Gentianales, Rubiaceae. The record is from the annotation of a GenBank genome assembly.